AUGCUGCCGGUUUCGAUCGAGGCACCGGCGCCGCGGACCGACUUGGGCCUCGCGCACGAGGCUCCUACGCCGCUUCAUGCGCCUGCGCAGGAUGUGCGCCCUUCGCACCGAGUGCCGCCGGGCUUCCGAGCGCCGCCGCCGCAGGACGAUGACGCCGAAGACACGGCACCCAUGCCGUGGUGGGUGCCCCACAGCGCCGCCGGCGCGGGCUCGUUGGGCACGGUCCCGAAUGUGCCGAUGAACAAGAAUGGGUGGCGGUACGUGGCAGCUGGACCUGCCGCGCACCGCCUUCCACGCACCGUGUACCAUACGCUCGACGUGGCGCCGGCCUGCGUGCAUUGGUCGUGGCAGGACCGCAGUGCCUUUACCCGCAUCAGUCAGGACGCAUCGAUCGUGGGCACGGACAAGGGGUAUCGCAGCGCGCGUGCGAACGUCGGUGUGCGGCACGGCGCCUGGUACGUCGAGAUGCAGGUGCUGCCGCCCGACGCAUCGAGUGCGCCGGCCGUGCCGAUGCGCGACGGACCGCAUGUGCGCCUCGGCUGGGCACGGCGUGAAGCAUCCCUGAAUGCGCCUGUGGGCUGGGAUGCGUACAGCUAUGGCGUACGGGAUCAGAACGGAGCAUGCGUGACGCAGUCUCGACUCGUGCCCUACGGCCGCGCGUUUGGCCCAGGCGACGUGGUGGGCAUGUACAUCCGCCUGCCGGAGGCGCAUGUGCCGCCACCUCCCGGCACCGAGCAUGGCAUCGCGCAGAAGCGCAUACCGAUCCGGUACAAGGGCCAGCUCUACUUUGAGAGCCUCGAGUACGCGCCGUCUCGCGAGAUGGAGGCGCUGAUGGACGAGCAGCGCCGCAGCGGCACGAUAUGGACGCCCCAGCCUGCACACGUGCGUCCCUUGCCGACGCUGCACGAUAGCUGCAUCGGCUUUGUCGUCAACGGCGAGCCACAAGGCAUGGCCUUCGCGAACCUGUACGACUACCGACCGCUGCGCACGCACAAAAAGCGCCAGCACGAAGUGUCCGCGCACGCGAGUGUCAGUGCGAUCUUGAAAAGCCGCCAGAAUGCACUGGACGACGGCAUGCUUGGCUACUACUGCAUGGCAUCCAUGUACGGCGGCGCGCGCGUGCGCAUCAUCGCGUCCGAUUUCGUGCAUCCUCCGCCGCCCGAUCUCGAGGACCGGCUGUGGCGUGCGGGCACAGCCCCGGGCGUGUCAUGCACACGCCAGCACCCAGCGCCGCCAUGGCGGCCGCUCGCCGACAGGUACGCCGAGGUGUGUCAGGAGGCAUGGGAGCUGGACGAGGCGGACGAUCGCGCUACAUAG
Malassezia restricta is the source of this 1317-nucleotide messenger RNA. RefSeq names its product COMPASS component BRE2. Gene Ontology annotation, molecular function: protein binding; transcription cis-regulatory region binding. The record is from RefSeq and is a predicted model, not a curated record. Bases 1 to 1317 code for a protein of 438 amino acids. Lineage: Eukaryota; Fungi; Basidiomycota; Malasseziomycetes; Malasseziales; Malasseziaceae. The transcript has a single exon. Gene Ontology annotation, cellular component: Set1C/COMPASS complex.